AUGCCCACCUCACUAACAAUACACCUGGUCAACACCUCGCCAACCCCGCACAUCCCCAUCCAUGCCUACAUCACCGGCCUGGCCAUCCCCUCGAUGGCCCGCCCCUUCCCCGUCGAUUGCGCCAUCCGCGUCCCUCCAGGCCCUUACCCAACCGUCGUCACCAUCCCACGCAUAGCCGGCGGGCGUAUCUGGUUCUGCCAAGGAGACCAAAAACUCAAGUUCAUGCUCAACCCCGGCGGGCCCGGAGGUGGCGCGGCGCUGGUUGAGCCAUCGGUCCUAAACCCGAGCGAUCCCAACCGAGAUGUGGACUUUGCCUUUUGCGAGUUUACGCUCAACGACCACCAGCUUUUCGCCAACAUCUCGUAUGUGGACUUUGUGCCGAGGUUGCCGAUUGCUUUGACGCUGGUGGAGGCGCGGACGAGGAGGCUGCAGCAUGUGUCGGGCAUGCGACCAGAUGGGUUGGAGAGGAUUGCGCAGGGGUUAAGGGAGCAGGCGGCGAGGGACGGGUGGCCGUGGGAUAAGUUGAUAGUGCAGAAGCCGGGGAUGGAUAGGCCGUUGCGAGUGCUAGCUCCUACACAUGGUGAUGCGGUCGGGGCCAAGUUCGAAGGAUAUUUUGAGCCAUUGGUCGCCAGGGUCUGGGAGAAAUACUGUCAUUUUGGGAGGCCUUGCCAUGGGCAUGGGAACGGCAGUGUAGUCGGUCCCGAUAAGCCCCCGGGGCCACCGCCGGGACCAAGACCGGGAGAUCGACCACCCGGCCCCCCACCUGGACCCCGUCCCGGAGAUGGUCCGAACGGCGCUCCGCCUAGGUUCGGGCUACGACAUGUUUUGCAGAAGUUCCACGACCACUACAGUCAUCACAGCCACAACGGCCACGCUACGGCACCUCAGCAACAGAACUAUUACCCCGGCCAGCAACAGCAACAACAGUAUUACUAUCCCGGGCAACAACCACCGCCACCUCCUCCCCGUCCUCAACAACAACAACCACAACCCGAAACCCAAACCCACCACCUCCGCAUAAACACUCAAGCUGGCCCGGGCAUUCUAACAGGCCACAUCCCCCACAAACCCUCCGACCCCCUCCUCAUCGGCUCCGAACCUUUCAACCGUCCCACAACAGCCGACAUCUUCGGGUGCAACUCGGGCCCCUUCACCACGGGCCCCAACGCUGUGCGCAACGCCAUCAUCCCCCGUCUUGCCGCCGCUUUCCAGCGAUCCAGCAUCAUCGACUGCGAAGACCAGCCGUCGGAUGUGGAUACCUUUUAUAGGUGGCAUGUGGAUGGGCGCCCGACAAAUCAUUACGCUAGGGUUGUGCAUGAGUGGAACGCGGAUGGGAAGGGGUAUGCUUUUGCUUAUGAUGAUGUGCAGAGGGAUGGGGGGAGGGAUCAGAGUGGGAAGGUGGAGGGAGGGGAGGUGGAGGUUUGGGUUGUGGAGGUGGGAGGGGGGAAUAUUUGGGUUGGGUAA
Sordaria macrospora k-hell is the source of this 1464-nucleotide messenger RNA. Lineage: Eukaryota; Fungi; Ascomycota; Sordariomycetes; Sordariales; Sordariaceae. The record is from RefSeq and is a predicted model, not a curated record.